Molecule: messenger RNA, 1611 nt
Organism: Dicrocoelium dendriticum
Lineage: Eukaryota; Metazoa; Platyhelminthes; Trematoda; Plagiorchiida; Dicrocoeliidae
Source: the annotation of a GenBank genome assembly
AUGUCCGCUAGUCUAACCACCCCUGCCCGCACCCCUCCUCCUCCCAGAGACCCGGCCCCCCCCCACCUAGUCCUCCCCCCUGCCCUCCCCAUUCUCCCCUCUCCUCCUAUUCACGCUCCCCGAAGAUACUACCGUCCGUCUCCCUCGCCUUCUUCCCUUUCUCCGCCGAACCCUUUCCCCCCACUGCUCGCUCCUCCCGCUGCCCCCCUCGUACCUACUCUUUCUCACGCUGCCAGACUCUCCGUUGUCUCACCUGACAUUCCUCUCCUCCCCCGUCCGCCCGUGCUCCUCCGGAUCACCCCUUCCUGCUCCUCCUCCUACCUACUCCUUCCCUCCUCUACCUACUCCACCCCCCCCCAUCUUCCUUACCUCGACCUCCACGACUCUAUUCCUCCCACCUCCUUCCCCCUGAACCCCUUCACACCUCCCCUCUCUCCCUACCUUCCACCCCCCUGCUCACCUCUACCUCACUCCCACGACCAUCCCUCCCCUGCUCCCGUCCUUUCCACCCCAAUCUCCCACCUGCCCCUCCCCACACGCACCCUACUGCCAGAUCCCUCGCUCGUCCCCUCCGUCGCUCCUCCCCAUUGUCCACUCCUCCCCUUACCUCCCACCCUCUCACUUCCCCCCCCGUUACCAACCUCUCCUCCCCGCUUCUCCAACAUAUCUCUCCUUCUCCUAGUGCCGUCUCCUUCCCGAUUCCCCACCGUCCGUCCUCCCCCUAGCUCACCUCCCUCUCCCCUCCCAGACCAGCACUCCACUUCCCCCACCGCCCCUCCUGCACUUCUCCCACCCGCAUCUUACUACGCUCUCUCCUUCCACCUCCUCCGCCGCACCCGCACCCUUCAUGAGCCCUCUUCCUCUCCGCUCUGCGUCCAGGCCUCCUCCCCUUCAUUCUCUUCCAGUCUCUCCUUUCCUUCUUCCCUCCCACUCUUGUGCCUCUCUCCUCCCUCUACCGUACUACCGUCCUUCACUUUCCCCCUGCCCCUGCUGCCCUCAUCCAUCAUGUCCCUCUCUCCUUGUUCCUUGCUCUAUCUUCUUCCUCUACACGCUACGGCUUCUUCUAAAACCAUCCUCGCUUCCCUCCCUACUGAUCCUCCUCCUCUACCUCCACUGUACUCUCCCACCCUCUCCUUUUUCCCACCCUACCAUCUACCACACCCUCAGUGCCUCCACGCAAGCCUCGCCUCCCCUGCCCACCGCCCGCCCUCCCAGCGCUGCACGUCUCCACCUCCUCCUCUCUCUUCUCUCUCUCCCAUCCUCCUUACCUCUCACCCUCUCCCGACCUCGCUCCCCCGAUACCUCCGAACAUACCUGCCGCCCUCCUACACGUCAUGCCUCUCCUGCCCCUCCCAUCCUCGUACCUCCCCUUCACUAUCUACCAACCUUCACUCCGUAUAUCAACCUUUCCCCAUCCCUUCCUCCCCAUCCUCUCAUUCCGUCCGCGCUCACGCUAUUGCCCCCCCCUUCAACACCCACCACAUCCCCAGCCGCCCUCCUCCUACCCUGCACCCCUCCUUACAUCCCUUGCCUUCUCGCCCCACCUCCGCACCUUCCCCCAACGAUCACCUAGCUCAACUCCUGGCUAGCACCCCGACAUCUCUACGAUAG